Elaeis guineensis (African oil palm) is the source of this 1393-nucleotide messenger RNA. NCBI's taxonomy places the organism in Eukaryota, Viridiplantae, Streptophyta, Magnoliopsida, Arecales, Arecaceae. The record is from RefSeq and is a predicted model, not a curated record.
UUAAUUUCACAAGGAAAAAGCACAGAAGAUUGACUCCCCGAUCCAAAACAAAUCGAAGAUAAUACCACAUACCCCUCCUUCCUCUCCACGCUCUCACCACCCAUCCUCCCUCUCUAUCGACCAUGAUCCCUCACCGACGGCGAGAAAUCCGGGCCGGAGACCAAUUCACCUUCUACAAUCCGACCCAGAGGGCGAGCGGUGAUCGGAAAUCUUCUGAUGGGAUCGAGUACGGAACAUGGGCUGAGAGAAUUAAAGGUGACCACGGAUACUUUGGCAAAUCAGAUGGUCGUAAGUUUGGCGCAUGGCAACGGAGAACUCAGCUGAAUCUUCAUGGCGACAAAGAAAAUGAGGAUGAGUUCAGAUGGGUGGCAAAAGAAGAUGGUGAUGAUUCGGAUGCUGCAUCACCACCACUGUGGAAGAACUCAGGAUCACCCAUGGCUCGCUCAGCCGAAUCUUCUCCAAUCCAUCACAGGUUUCCUUAUCCCACCCCACAGUCGCAGGCCAUUGCUGGAUACCGACAGGAGAUGCUGGAUAUGGUGCGAGAUAUGCCGGAGACUGCUUAUGAGCUCUCUCUGAGAGAUCUUGUGGAGUCGUCGCCAAGGAGGGCAAAACCUGUGCAUGAAACGUUGGCGGAAGUUAGAGAAUUGCCGAAGGAUAAGACCGAGAAGGAGAAGGACCGGAAGGAGAAGAUGAAGAAAGGAAUAAGAAGGAUGUCGAGGAGUGAGAGUAUGGAGACUGGAGAAUUACCGGAGGAUAAGACCGAGAAGGAGAAGGAUCGGAAGGAGAAGAUGAAGAAAGGAAUGAGAAGGAUGUCGAGGAGUGAGAGUAUGGAGACUGGAGGUUUGCUUCUAAAGAUGUUCCUUCCACCUUUUCUGACUUGGAGGAAGAAGAGCUUUGGAGGCUCUGGUACGUGUGCCAAGGUCUCUCCGAAGCCCAUGAUGAUAGAAGGGGAGAAAGGUGGGCCUGAGAAGAGUACAGAUGGAGAUUGGUGGAGAAAGAACUCAUUAGGUGAAAAGGAAAGCAGCAGCAGCAGCAGCUCCAACAACAGUAGCAGAAGAAGGAAAAUGAGUGGCUGCUAUUCCUUCUGCCGCAGAAACAAAAAUAAAGGAAGGGAAAACUGAGGGCGACUCUGUUCUGAAGGGAAACCAUACAGCUAUCCUGUAACAACCCCUGUUUUAGUUCUGGGAUUGUUUAAUAAUAUGAUCAGUUGAAGUGUCCCAGCAUGACCUGUAUAGAUAGGUACUUGUCUUUGUUCUUUUGCUUUGUUAUAUGUACCAAGGUUCGGUAACUAAAAUAUGUUGAUCCAGUGUCACUGUUUGGAAUCACAAGCAUUGUACUUUCCAUAGAUCAACAGAAAAUUUUGGAGGAAAACUGAAGCUAUUUCUUUGCCUGA